UUCCUGUAUAUAACUUUCCCCGGGAAGGGGAUUUGGCGCGAGCUGCUCUGUUGUUGUCGCCGCAUUUUGAGCAGCUGUCAUUGAGGAAAAAAGGACAGAAAAACAGCACAAAACUACAAGUUAUGGCUCCCGUGUCAAACCCGGACAAAGACACGGACCCCGACGAUGGGAGUCUGGCCAAGUCUCGCUCCAGGCGGGAGAAGAGGGAGAAGGUCGGGAGGAAGUCUGCGCUGGAGCAGCUCAAGAAAGCGAAGAUGGGGGAGAAGAUCAAGUAUGAGGUGGAGGAGUUCACCAGCGUGUACGAAGAGGUCGACGAGGACCAAUACUCAAAGAUGGUUCAGGAGAGACAAGAGGACGACUGGAUCAUCGAUGACGAUGGAACAGGCUACGUGGAGGACGGACGAGAAAUCUUCGACGAUGACUUGGAUGAAGACGUAGUAGAGAGCAAAAAAGGACAAGGAGCCAGAGGAGCGGACUCAAAGAAAGCCACGAAGAAGUCGGCCGUGUCUAAGCCCAACACCAUUAAGAGCCUCUUCAUGAACAGUAAUGUUAAGAGACCUGCUGAGAAGGACGUGGACUUGUCCAAGGACGACCUGUUAGGAGACAUCUUACAGGACCUGCACUCUGAGAAAUCGACUCUUCUGACUCCUCCACCGGUGGUCACUCUGAAGAAGAAGAAGUCUCUGGGAUCACCCAUGAAUCCCUUCUCCAUCAAACCUCAGGUGCCGAAGCAGGAGUCGCCCUCGGCUACGGCGUUAAAGGCCAAAGUGAUCCGACCGCCGCCUUCAGACCCCGCCCCCAGGCCGCCGUCCCACCGUCCUCCAUCCACAUCCGUCCGUCCUCCGGAAAAGCAGAAAGUGAAAGUGAAAGUGGAGGAGAUGCAUGAAGAAGACGAUGAAGUGAACGAUGCCAGUGCAUUCGAUGGGGUGGACUUUGAUGAACCGAUGGAGGUUGGGCUCAAAGAGGAGGAGGAGGAGGAGGAGGAGAAACCUGCAGUGAAAGAAGAUGCUGAGCCUGAACCUAAAGCAGCAGUUAAAGUUGAGCCCAAAGCUGAACCUCAAGACCUUCUAUCCGGGAGAAUCGAAAGCUCCUGGGGACAAGAUGAUGAGGGUGGAGCGAGUGAAGCUCCUGCAGAGGUGCUGGUCGACUCCAGCAAACUUCCUCUGGUGGAGGGACCGGACGGGGAGCAGGUUUUCCGCUUCUACUGGUUGGACGCCUUUGAAGAUCAAUACAACCAGCCAGGUGUCGUCUACCUCUUUGGGAAAGUGUGGAUCGAGUCGGCCAAGUUCCACGUGAGCUGCUGCGUUUCCAUCAAGAACAUAGAGCGAACCAUGUACCUCCUGCCCCGAGAAUACAAAGCAAACCCCAAGACUGGGGAGGUGUCGGACACUCCUGUGGGGAUGAUGGACGUCUACCAAGAGUUCAGCUCGCUCUCUGAGAGGUUCAAGAUCAUGAAGUUCAAGUCCAAGAAAGUGGAGAAGAAUUAUGCUUUUGAAAUUCCUGAUGUGCCCAGUCAGUCCGAGUACCUGGAAGUCAGAUAUUCUGCUGAAUUCCCAGCGCUGCCCUCUGACCUGAAGGGGGCGACCUUCUCCCACAUUUUUGGAACCAACACCUCCAGUCUGGAGCAUUUCCUCCUCAGCCGCAACAUUAAAGGCCCCUGUUGGCUGGAUAUCAAGACACCACAGCUGAUGAACCAGCCGGUCAGCUGGUGUAAAGUGGAGGCGCUCGCUCUCAGGAGCGACUUGGUCUCUGUGAUCAAAGACCUGCCUCCUCCGCCCGUCACCAUCAUGUCCAUCAGCCUCAAGACCGUCCAGAACCCCAAGACGCACCACAACGAGAUCGUGUCUCUCGCUGCACUCGUCCACUAUCAGUUCCACAUGGAUAAAGCUCCUCCUCAGCCUCCGUACCAGACUCAUUUCUGUGUUGUCAGUAAACCAGCCGACUGCAUCUACCCGUACGACUUCAAAGAGGCUGUGAAGAAGAAGAACGGGAAGGUGGAGAUUGCUGCUACAGAACGGACUCUGCUCGGUUUCUUCCUGGCCAAGAUGCACAAGAUCGACCCUGACGUGCUUGUGGGUCACGACAUCUUUGGUUUUGACUUGGAAGUUCUUCUGCAGCGGAUCAAUGUGUGCAAGGUUCCACACUGGUCUAAAAUUGGACGCCUCAGGAGGGCCAAUAUGCCCAAACUGGGGGGCCGUGGAUCCUUUGCAGAGAAGAGCGCCACCUGCGGGCGCCUGGUGUGCGACGUGGAGAUCUCGGCCAAGGAGCUGAUUCGCUGUAAAAGUUAUCAUCUGACUGAACUCGCUGCACAGGUGCUGAAGACGGAGAGGAUCGUCGUGCCCCCGGAAGACAUCAAAAACCUCUACAGUGACUCUCCUCACCUGCUCUACCUGCUGGAGUUGACCUGGACAGACGCUAAGAUGAUCCUGCAGAUCAUGUGUGAGCUGAACGUGCUGCCUCUCGCCCUGCAGAUCACCAACAUCGCUGGAAAUGUCAUGUCUCGUACUCUGAUGGGCGGCCGCGCUGAGAGGAACGAGUACCUGCUGCUUCACGCCUUCCACGACAAAAACUACAUCGUCCCUGACAAACCCUCCUUCAAAAAGACCCAGAUGGAGAUGGCCGAAGGAGAAGAAGAUGUUGAUGCAGGGAAAGGGAAGAGGAAGAAGAAAGCAGCCUAUGCUGGAGGUCUGGUGCUGGAUCCCAAAGUCGGUUUCUACGAUAAGUUUGUGCUGCUGCUCGACUUCAACAGUCUGUAUCCCUCAAUCAUCCAGGAGUUCAACAUCUGCUUCACCACCGUGCAGAGGGAGGCAUACAACUCGCAGAAGAAGAAUGAGGUGGACGAGGCCGAGGAGAUUCCUGAGAUUCCAGACUCGGACCUGGAAAUGGGAAUCCUGCCCAAGGAAAUCAGGAAGCUGGUGGAACGGCGUAAACAGGUCAAGCAGCUCAUGAAGCAGCAGGACAUCAACCCGGACCUCUACAUGCAGUACGACAUUCGUCAGAAGGCUCUGAAACUCACCGCCAACAGUAUGUACGGCUGCCUGGGGUUCAGCUACAGCCGCUUCUACGCCAAACCGCUCGCCGCCCUGGUCACGCACAAGGGCAGAGAGAUUCUGAUGCACACGAAAGACAUGGUUCAGAAGAUGAAUCUGGAAGUCAUCUACGGGGACACCGACUCCAUCAUGAUCAACACCAACAGCAAGUCUCUGGAGGAAGUCUUCAAACUCGGCAACAAGGUGAAGGCAGAAGUAAACAAGCUGUACAAGCUACUGGAGAUUGACAUUGAUGGUGUGUUCAAGUCGCUGUUGCUGCUGAAGAAAAAGAAAUACGCGGCCCUGGUGGUGGAGCAACAUGGGGAAGGGAAAUACGGUGUCAAGCAGGAGCUCAAAGGUUUGGACAUCGUCCGCAGGGAUUGGUGCGGCCUCGCCAAGGAGUGUGGCAACUAUGUGAUUGGUCAGAUCUUGUCCGACCAGAGCCGCGACACGAUCGUGGAGAACAUCCAGAAACACCUGGUGGAGGUCGGAGAGAAGGUGUCCAGCGGAUCCAUACCACUCAACCAGUACGAGAUACACAAGGCGCUCACUAAGGAUCCUCAGGACUACCCAGAUAAGAAGAGUCUCCCUCACGUCCACGUCGCUCUGUGGAUCAACUCCCAAGGUGGUCGCCGGGUCAAAGCCGGAGACACCGUUUCCUACAUCAUCUGCAAGGACGGCUCCACGCUGGCAGCGAGUCAGAGAGCCUACGCCUUGGAGCAGCUCCAGAAGCAGGAGGGCCUCAGCCUGGACGUCCAGUACUACCUGGCCCAGCAGGUGCAUCCCGUGGUGUCUCGCAUCUGUGACCCCAUCGAGGGCAUCGACAGCGUGCUCAUAGCCACGUGGCUGGGUCUGGACCCGAGUCAGUUCCGGGCUCAGCAGCAGCACCAGAGGGAGGAGGAGGCCGACGGCAUGCUGGGGGCCCCGGUGCAGCUGACCGACGAGGAGCGCUACAAAGACUGCGAGAAGUUCACGUUCACCUGUCCUCAGUGCGGCACUGACAACAUCUACGACAGCGUCUUCGAUGGAGCUGGUGCACAGGUGGAGCCCAGUUUGCUGCGAUGCCGUCACAUCCCGUGCGGGUGCAGCCCCGCCGACCGCAUCGUCAACAUCAGCAACAAGCUGCUACUCGACAUCCGUCGCCACAUCAGGAAAUACUACUCCGGCUGGUUGGUGUGCGAGGACCAGGCCUGUCAGAACAGGACCAGACGUUUGCCCAUCGCCUUCUCCCGACACGGACCCAUCUGCUCCGCCUGCACCCGAGCGACGCUUCGACCCGAGUACUCGGAGAAGGCCUUGUACAACCAGCUCUGCUUCUACAGAUUCAUCUUUGACUGGGACUAUGCAGUCGCUAAAGUACUACAGCCUGAUGAAAAAAGUCACGUUACCAAGUUCGCCCCGAUCAAAGACGCCUACCGGAAGCUGAAGGAAGUGCCGGACAAAGCCUUGGCCUCCAGCGGCUACUCGGAGAUCAACCUGGCCAAACUCUUCCAGGCUUUCUCCUCCCUCAAGUAAAAACACACACACAUCCUUAAAAAAAAAAAAAAAAGACAAUAACGCCCGGGGGAGGUUCGCGACGCCCGACUCAAAGCUGGACGUGUCACCUGUUCCUUUCUCUCUGUUAUUGGUUUCCAAACUAUUGAUGAUUUUCGAGCGUAAAACCUCCAUCUUCCUCAGACCUAAUGGGCUUGUUAUACGUCUUCAGACCCCAAUCACAUCAUCCCUUUCUCCCGGCUCCUUCGCACAGACGCCGCACUCGUGACUUGACCCCAUCACCCUGACUCUGUAUGGUAAAGGGGAGUAGCAAUCAUACCUAAAUGACAGUCUAUUGUAUGUGCAGAGGCUAGCUGGGGCCAGGUGUGUGUGUGUGUGCGCGAGUGUCAAAAUGACUCGGAGCCGCCAGUAUUCUCCAAAUGCCGCUAAUUAGCCAAUGAUAGUGACCCGGGCCGCUAAGACCACUGGAUGCCCGCAGCGAUCGGACACUUGUUCUGAUUGCCGCCAUUCAUCCGCCGGUGUGAUCGCGUGUGCGCGUCAGAUCAGUGGAAGGAAGAAAGAAAGAAAGGAAGGAGCGAGGAGGAUGCGGGGAGUGACGGGGUGAUGGAGGCCACACGCGCCGUCUCCCCUCGUCUCUUUUGUCCCAAUAUCGAACAGCUGAUCUCCUUCUCCUCCGCCGCUUCUGUUUAACUGAUGUUAUUUCAUCCCUUUCACUUCUUCCCUCCCAGUUCAGUUCUGUGCAAAUUAUUAUUAUUUUUUUUUUUAAACCCGUGUAAUUUUCUAUGUAUCCGAGUUGAGUUUCUCAGAAUGUUUCUUUUGUAAUGAGCAGAGUAUUGGGUAUUUUGAUAAACCUUAAUAAAUAAAUAAAUUUAAAAAAG
Mugil cephalus (flathead mullet) is the source of this 5401-nucleotide messenger RNA. RefSeq names its product polymerase (DNA directed), alpha 1 (gene pola1). The transcript has 36 exons. Gene Ontology annotation, cellular component: alpha DNA polymerase:primase complex. The record is from RefSeq and is a predicted model, not a curated record. Gene Ontology annotation, biological process: lagging strand elongation; mitotic DNA replication initiation; DNA replication. Gene Ontology annotation, molecular function: single-stranded DNA binding; DNA-directed DNA polymerase activity; chromatin binding. The coding region runs from base 123 to 4544 and encodes 1473 amino acids. NCBI's taxonomy places the organism in Eukaryota, Metazoa, Chordata, Actinopteri, Mugiliformes, Mugilidae.